This is a messenger RNA of Mytilus trossulus (common blue mussel), 915 nucleotides long. Its product is annotated as forkhead box protein I3-like. Gene Ontology annotation, biological process: cell differentiation; regulation of transcription by RNA polymerase II; anatomical structure morphogenesis. Bases 1 to 915 code for a protein of 304 amino acids. The transcript is spliced from 2 exons. The record is from RefSeq and is a predicted model, not a curated record. NCBI's taxonomy places the organism in Eukaryota, Metazoa, Mollusca, Bivalvia, Mytilida, Mytilidae. Gene Ontology annotation, molecular function: RNA polymerase II cis-regulatory region sequence-specific DNA binding; DNA-binding transcription factor activity, RNA polymerase II-specific.
AUGAAUAAAUAUCAGUUGAGCAUCUAUCAUUUGAAUAGAAGAGAUACAGAAAGAGUCACACGAGAUUCUAUCUCAAGCGAGGGUGCAGAACUGUUGACACCGUCUCUUUGUACAAGUGAAAGUGCAAGUAGCAACAGUGACAGUUAUCAAUCUAUUCCACAGGUUUUGUUAUCAUUCGACAGAUCAAUUAAGAAUUGGUUAUCUUCCUGUGAUACUAAUGAGAAACCAUCGCACUCGUACAUCGCUAUGAUUUCAAUGGCAAUACUGAGUAAACCGAACAAGAAAAUGUUACUCAACGAUAUAUAUCAGUUUAUCAUGGAUACUUUUCCCUUCUACAAUAAUAAUGAAAAAGCAUGGAGAAACAGCAUCCGGCAUAACAUUUCAAUUAACGAGUGCUUCGUAAAAAUUGGCAAGUCCGAUAAAGGGAAAGGCAACUAUUGGUCUAUUCAUCAAGACUGUAUAGAGGAAUUUGCAAGAGGAGAUUACAGGCGUCGGAAUAUAAGACGAAGAGCACGAAAAAGUUCUGUAAAAACUGCCGAUUGUUCACCUAUUGUAUUCUGCAACCGAAAUAAUUACGAAUAUAUACCGAUGACAUUGUCGCACACUGGAUUCUUCCCAUACCAUGUACAAGGAUCCCCAAUGCAUAAAACUCCUCAAAAUCAACCUCAAAAUCAACAUCAAAAUCAACUGAAUAUUCAGACUCCUGUAUCGUCAUUCGGGUUGACACAAACGAAUCUUCCGGCAGUCAUGCAUACGUUCAGAAGCGAUUCAUUAUUUCCCGUUUCGCAAUACUCGUCAAAAGGGGAAUCAUGCAAUGCACUAUCAACAUAUCACACUACGUCAUCCUUUAAACCGGGCUCUAAUUCAGCUUUUUAUUCAUCUAGUCAGAUACAUAAAGAUAUUUUUGAUUGGUGA